CCGGCCCCACGAGGAGGUUAAUGCGGGACUCUCCUCCUCCCCGAUCUGCGCAUGCCCAGAGCCCCCACGGCACAAACCCUUCUCCGGCCCCGGGAGAGGCUCCAACGGCCCCGCGCGAGCCAGGCAGAUCCGGAGCGACCAACGGUCCUUUGCAGUGCGCCUCCGCCGCCGACGUCACUUCCGCUCCGGGGAGAGUCAGGAACUACAUCUCCCAGCUUGCCCCGGGGGUACUUCCGCCCUCUCCAGCCCAGGGGAGUGCGGGGUCACCCUGAUCCCCUUUCCCCUCCCCCAGCCUGCGCCUCUCACAUCCCCGCCCGCCCCAGGAGCGGCGGCCCCGACUGGAGCUCCCGGAGCCUUCCGGCUUCUCGGGGCCGGGCCGGGCCGCUGCGCUGCGGGGGCAGCCUGAGCUCCGGGCUCUCUGGCCCGGCUGGGUUUCUAGUUUCCCAACCUGAUGUGAUCUUCCAGGUCGAACAAAGGGAAGAGCCAUGGGUCCCAGACCUCCAGGGUUCAGAGGAAAGAGAGAUCCUGAGAGCUCCCCGCACAGGUAAUGCAAUGGUAGGUGACAAAGAGGAGCAGAAUUCUCAGCCGGAAAAUGUCGAGCAAGUGGAUAAACACAGAGCAUUAUUGCAAAGAUUGAAAAGGAAUGUGUCCAGGAGUCAUGAGCAGGAAAAAUUCUGUGAGAUUCACCACAGACCAGAAAGAAAGCAGGGAAACCAGCCAGGGGAGAAAGUGGGUAAAUUAAUUUCAUGUGAAGGAACUCAGAAAGACCUCAAGGAAACCACAACACAGCAGGAAAUCCUCAGGGGAAAGAGAAAAAAUACAUGCACUGAGAGUGGGAAAAACUUACGUCACUACUCAGCCCUUAUAAAGCAUCAGAGAAUCCACACAGGUAAGAAACCUUGUGAAUGCAGUGAGUGUGGGAAAACCUUCAAUCGCAUCUCAAAUCUUAUUACUCAUCAGAGAAUCCACACAGGGGAGAGGCCAUAUAAAUGCUGUGAGUGUGGAAAAACCUUCAAUCACAGUUCUCACCUUAUUACCCAUCAGAGAAUCCACACAGGGGAGCGGCCCUAUGAAUGCCGUGAGUGCGGGAAAACCUUCAAUCACAGUUCACACCUUCUUAGGCAUCAGAGAAUCCACACAGGAGAGAGGCCCUAUAAAUGCAGUGAGUGUGGGAAAAGCUUCACUUGCACUUCAGACCUUUUUCACUCAGCCCUUUCUGAACAUCAGAGAAUCCACACAGGUGAGAGGCCCUAUAAAUGCUGUGAGUGUGGGGAAAGCUUCCCGAGGAGUUCAGCCCUUUCUGAGCAUCAGAAAAUCCACACCGGUGUGAGACCCUAUGAAUGCCGUGAGUGUGGGAAAACCUUCAAUCGUAUCUCAGUCUUUAGUAGGCAUCAGAGAAUCCACACAGGGGAGAGGCCUUAUAAAUGCAGUGAGUGUGGAAAAAACUUCACUCACAGAUCAGCCCUUUCUGAACAUCAGAACAUCCACACCGGUGUGAGACCGUAUGAAUGCACUGAAUGUCAGAAAACCUUCAAUCGCAGCUCGAACCUUAUUAGGCAUCAGACAGUCCACACAGGAGAGAGGCCCUAUAAAUGCAGUGAGUGUGGGAAAAGUUUCACUUGCACUUCAGACCUUUUUCAACAUCAGAGAAUCCACACAGGGGAGAGGCCCUAUGAAUGCAGUGAUUGUGGGAAAACCUUCUCUUGGCAUUCAGCCCAUGUUAGGCAUCAGAGAAUCUGCAAGGGAGAUCAACGUUAUAAAAACCUCUAGGGCUAUCCGUACUUUUUUAUGUUAAUACUUUUCCUGCUUCCCACAUAGUAACUUUUAAAGCUGUUUUAACUGUUUGCAGCACCAUUAUCCCUCAGCUUGUCUGGAUGAAUGGCCCAUUUUUGCCAUUCCCCCUGUUUUGAAGUUGACCCAUUUGUCCUUUCUAUCAACUCCACUGUCCCUUGUGUAAUUCAAGUAUGCCCUUCCUAUCCGGAACCAGGGAGCAUCAUAUUACUUCUUUACAUCUUCCUACUUCGAAAGAUUAAAAAGUGUGAAAAGAGAAGUAUCUUUCCUCAUGAUGCAGACAUUCCCACAUAGGAGACCCCUUCCACCAACACACAUGGCAGAAGAUCCUGAGAUAUAUGAACUUACAGAAGUGUUUGGGACCUACGUUGGGACAAACCACAAUUUGAACCAAGGUUCAGUUGUUGGCAAUGGGCGUUAAAAGAAAACUAACAGAUAUGAUAAGAAUUUGUGAUCUUUGAAUAUGUUCUUGUUACUAAUGACAAUGAAGUUAUAGGUGAAGUUAUUGGUUAAAGAGUAAGAGACUAAUUGUGUGAUAAUUAGAAUUAUUUUGGAAAACUGAAAGUUGUCUUACAGCAAAUGAUGGCUAAGCUUGAAAAGUUAAUUUGAUUUAAUUUACCCCCUGUAAUUUAAGGCGUUCUGGUAGAAAACCUCACUGUAAUGGUUGGGGUGGAAGAAUGUGUGUGAGAAUGAGUGUAUAAGAGAAUAUUGGCCCAGUAUCGACUUUAAUUUUUUGUAUUUCAAAUAAAACUUAUUUUGCUUACUUUAAAAUCAAUUUCUAUUAAAAAGGAAAUUACUCAAGGA
Gopherus evgoodei (Goodes thornscrub tortoise) is the source of this 2595-nucleotide messenger RNA. Its product is annotated as zinc finger protein 883-like. The transcript is spliced from 4 exons. Bases 52 to 1770 code for a protein of 572 amino acids. NCBI's taxonomy places the organism in Eukaryota, Metazoa, Chordata, Testudines, Testudinidae. The record is from RefSeq and is a predicted model, not a curated record. Gene Ontology annotation, biological process: regulation of immune system process; regulation of cytokine production; negative regulation of transcription by RNA polymerase II.